This is a messenger RNA of Oncorhynchus kisutch (coho salmon), 2082 nucleotides long. Its product is annotated as 4-hydroxyphenylpyruvate dioxygenase. Lineage: Eukaryota; Metazoa; Chordata; Actinopteri; Salmoniformes; Salmonidae. The record is from RefSeq and is a predicted model, not a curated record. Gene Ontology annotation, biological process: L-tyrosine catabolic process. The coding region runs from base 349 to 1530 and encodes 393 amino acids. The transcript is spliced from 15 exons. Gene Ontology annotation, molecular function: 4-hydroxyphenylpyruvate dioxygenase activity. Gene Ontology annotation, cellular component: Golgi membrane; endoplasmic reticulum membrane.
UGAAGAGGGAGGGGUAGGGGAGACUAUUGAGGCCUACCAAUAGUUUGUUUCUGCAAUGUGAAAAUUGUGGCGACUGCUCCAAAUAAACAGCCAAUAGGAAACCUGUACGAGCGAACCUCCUCUCGAGACUAAAUACAAACACAUGGCCUGACUAGAAAAGAUUGAGUGCAUUUUCUGUCUUUGCAUAGUUUCAUUUUAAAAAUAAAUAACAAUUUAGUUUUUAAUACAACUUUUUCCGGUAUUUGAGAAGAGAAGCGGCAGGGCGUGGAACUUCAUUCUGAACGUUUAAAUGCUUGCCUUUAUUGUAAUGAGUUUAUUUUCAAGCAGUUGAAAGCCGAAGGGUACAAGAUGACUACCUACACAGACAGAGGUGAACAUCAUGACCAUGGCAAGUUCAUCUGUUUCGACCACAUCACAUUCUGGGUUGGAAAUGCCAAACAGGCAGCAUCUUACUAUUGUAACAAGCUUGGAUUUGAACCGUUGGCCUACCAGGGUUUAGAGACAGGCUGUCGUGAUGUGGUGUCUCAUGUGGUCAAACAAGGCAAGAUUAUGUAUGUAUUCGCGUCCGCCCUCAACCCUGGAAACAAAGAAAUGGGGGAGCACUUGGUGAAGCAUGGGGAUGGCGCCAGGGACAUUGCAUUCACUGUGGAGAACUGUGAUUACCUUGUGCAGAAAGCCAGAGAGCGUGGUGCCAUCAUAGUGAAAGAGCCGUAUGUAUUGGAGGACAAUUAUGGCAGGGUUAAGCUAGCUGUUCUCCAGACGUAUGGGGACACAACACACACAUUUGUCGAGAGGACAGCCUACAAAGGGCUUUUCCUCCCAGGGUUCCAUCCUCCUCUCCACCGGGACCCCUUGUUGGCCAAGCUACCCAGUGGAUUACUGAACUUCAUUGACCAUGUUGUGGGGAACCAGCCGGAUGAUGAAAUGGUGCCUGUGGUGGAAUGGUACCAGAAGAACCUGCUCUUCCACCGGUUCUGGUCGGUGGAUGACAAGCAGCUGCAGACAGAUUUCAGUGCACUGCGCUCCAUCGUUGUGGCCAAUUAUGAAGAGACAGUGAAGAUGCCCAUUAAUGAGCCAGCCAUGGGAAAACGCAAGUCCCAGAUCCAGGAGUAUGUGGAAUACUACGGUGGCCCAGGUGUCCAGCACAUCGCCAUGAACACAUCAGACAUCAUCACUGCAAUCCGUAACCUGAAAGAGCGUGGCAUGGAGUUCAUGUGUGUGCCAGACACCUACUACCAGCUGCUGAGAAAGAAUCUCCAACACUCCCAAGUCAGGAUCACUGAGGACCUGGACAUUCUAGAGGAGCUGAAGAUCUUAGUAGAUUUUGAUGAGAGUGGCUACCUGCUCCAGAUCUUCACCAAGCCUGUUCAGGACCGUCCCACGGUGUUUCUGGAGGUCAUUCAGAGACACAACCAUCAGGGCUUUGGUGCAGGCAACUUCAAGGCUCUUUUCGAAGCCAUCGAGGCAGACCAGAAUGCUAGAGGGAACUUGACUAUCCUGACCCCUAAUGGUGUGUCUAACCAUAUUUGAGCUUGCAAAUAAUUUGUUCAAUGAUUUAUUGGAGAGCUGUAUCUACACACUAUAUAUAAAUGGAAUUAUGAUUUGACAGUGCUUGUGGAGUCAAACGUAAGGAACGAUUGUUCAUUAUUAGAAUAAUACAGUGAUGCUGUAAAAAGACAUACUAAAUCAUUUUGACUUGAAGCCAAAUUGUUAUAUUUGUUUUUGUGACUGAUCAGAAUCAGAUAUGUUGAUGUACAAUACAUACAGUAGCAACAGCGACAGAGCAGACAUCAUUAUACAAUUUGAGCCAGUUAUAUAAUUUAAUACUGGCUUUUUUUUAAAUAUUUUUUUUAUGUGACCUCACUCUGUAGUCUUAGCUUUAUAUUGUCUUAUUUACUUUAUUUCUGAAAAAAGAAUAACAAAUAAACCACAACCUAACCAGGAGGGAGGUAAUAAACUCAAAAUAAUGAAUGCAUAGUAAGAACACACAAAUGUAAGUUAUUUGUAUCCUUUCACUUCAAACUGUUACUUUUAGCAUUCGUAUUUAAGAGCAUGUAAUAAAACAAUUGAUCUGCAUUGAGA